Messenger RNA from Chroicocephalus ridibundus (black-headed gull), 3079 nucleotides. It is a transcript of the gene CCDC15, whose product is annotated as coiled-coil domain containing 15. NCBI's taxonomy places the organism in Eukaryota, Metazoa, Chordata, Aves, Charadriiformes, Laridae. The coding region runs from base 368 to 1813 and encodes 481 amino acids. The record is from RefSeq and is a predicted model, not a curated record. The transcript is spliced from 11 exons. Gene Ontology annotation, cellular component: centrosome.
GUGCUAUGGGGAGACGCUCUGUGUUGUCACCAGCCCCCGCGGGGGCUCAGGAGGGCUAUGGGGACCCCGCAGCGACAUCGGGGGGUGUCCCGGGGGUGCUCUGGGGGCGCAGGGAACUCACCGUGCGUGUGUCCCCCCCCCCGCCCCCGGGCGCCCUCCUGCCGCCCGCCGCGGGACGCGAACCCGCGGUGCCGGGGUGCUGCGGGGGCGGGGCUGGAGCGAGGCCGGGGCGGGGCUUGGGGCGGGGCCGAGGCGGGGGGCGGGGCUCUGGGCGGAAGUGGCGCCGGGAUUCAAAGCGUCGGUCGCUGCGGAAGUGGCGGUUGGUGGCGGCGGCGGGAGGCCGGGGGGCCGAAGCCGCUGUGCCGGGAUGUUGCCCCCCUGGACGGAACGUCGGCGGGGGGCCGGGGAGCAGGCGGGGGGGCGUCGGGAGAGACCCCCCCGGCAGCGCUGGCGGGUGCUGGCCGAGAGGAACCCCAGCGCGGUGGCCCCCGUGGGCGCCUGGGUGGAGAGCGGCCCCGGGGGAGCCCAGCAGAGCCUGGCCUUUGCGGCAGCGUCGCGGGUGGAGGAGGAGCUGAAGGAGCGGGAGCGGGAGAAGGCUGCCAGCCUGCGGCGCUUCCAGGGAGAGGUGAAGCAGCGGGUGAACCGGCAGGUCAGGACGCGGAGAAAGCAGCAGCUGCAGGAAUCCUGCGAAGCAGCGGAGAGGGAGAGCUGCCUCGCCGCUCGGUAUUCGGCCUCGGCGCUGCGUUCGAACCCCAGGAAGAACACGUGCCUGUUCCGCAGCCGCCCCGCGCCCGCCAUCUGCGGUCCCGCCGCCCCGGCGCAGCGGCUUGGGGGCCACGGCGAGCCCUUCCAGCAGCGAGCCGCCCAGCUUAGCAAAACCGUGAAGCAAGUGCGGCGCAGGCUGGCGUCCCGCAGAACCGUGCCCCCAGGAGCGGGUCCCCCCGAGCUCCCCGGCGGCGGCUGGAGGCGAGAGAAACCAGAGCCUUCCGAGACGGCCGCGGCACCCGCGGAAGACGAGAGGGAGGAACUGCUUCUAGCGGGACAUCAUGAUCUUCCAGCUGAGCUGCAAGACCCGGGGACGGCCCCGCAUCAGGCCCAGCAAGACGACGACUUCUACAUCAAAAUCGAAUUUGCAAAACCCUGCGACGGGUCGGUGAAGGACUCGAGCUCGCCCCAGCCUCCUCAGGGACUGGACGCCCAUCACCCAUCUCCCCUCGGACUCUGGGCUGGCGUCGACCGAGAGGAAACUAAGAAGCAGCGUCAGACCCAGUACCUGAGGUACAGGCGCCUCUUCAUGAAUAUCGAGCGAGAGCAAGUGAAGGAACGGCAAAGGCGCAGGGAGAGGCAGAAGAGAAUCGCCGGGAUUAAGAGCAAGACGGAGAAGCAGCGCCGGGCGGAAGAGCGGAGGAUGCAGGAGGCGGCCGACGGGCAGGAGCCCUCCCUGGGAGAGGGAGCCUGUGAAACCCUGGCCCAGCUUAAACUGGAGGAGAGGAGAGCGGAGAAGGUCAAGGAUAAACGGCAGCGGAAUAAGGAGUACGCGAGGUACGUCGACGCGCUGAGAGCCCAGACGAGGGAGAAGAUAAAACUGUAUAACAUCGAUUUGCCCCCGCUGUGCUCCUGCGGGUCCGAUUUCUGGGGCUCCCACCCGGAUACCUGCGCCAACAACUGCGUCUUCUACCAAAACCCCAAAGCCUACAGCCGGGCGCUGCUCUCCCUCCUCUCCUCCUGCGUCCCGACGGACGGGAGCCCCGCCGCCCUGCCGCCGCUCCGCGACCUGGCCUCUCUCUUGGCUCGCACGGGGCAGCGUCUGUGACGAGGACGGCCGCCCGCCCCCCGCCUCGCGUCUUGGCGCCCGCUGUAAGUAGGGAGCGGGGCCGUGCCCCCUUCCACCCACCACGGCACCUUCGCGCUCCUCCCCCGGGGGGGCUCAGCCUCGCGCCUCUCCGCGCCCGUGGGUGCGGAGAAGCCCCUCGCUGGCGGGGCCGGCGUUCUAGGCAGACGCUUGAAUUUUUUGGCGUUCGGCCGCACAAUAAAUUGUUUCCCGAGGUUGGUUGUCUCAGUGGGAGUGGGGGGCGAGAUCUUUUGGGGUUAAAAAACCCCCUCCCCCUUUUCAAAACCCUUCCUUCCCCCCUCCCUUCGCGCCGUUUCCCUCUGGCUCCUGCCAGCCCCUGCCCCUCGCCUCACGCUCCGGGUAUUUAUCGCUCCUUCACUUUCUUCCGGGUGAGGACAUCUCCUCUAAUGCCAUCCGCCCCCCUCCCUACCCGCCUUCCCUCUAUUUUGCUCCGGAAAGAAGCUUUUUUUCCUAGGAGGAAAAAAAAAAAAGUCUAUAUUAUUCAUCUCCAGGUGAGCGGGAUUCUUCCCUUCUUGGUUUUCCCCCUCCCCCCAGCCCAGGGAUGCUGCUUGUUCCCUUCUCAACUUUGGAAUCCCCGAAUCGCUCUCUUUUCCCAAAAAAACGACGGCGGCGGGCUAACGGUGGGGAGGUUGCACUGUAACCCCCCCCCUCCAUUAAUAUUUACUCCUCGCCGGGCCGCCCUCUCCAAUAUUAACCGGGGCAGGAAGGACGGGCGCCCGAGCGUGCCGCCUCGUUUCUUUACCCCGUCACCAUCCCGCGACCCCGGGCAGAGGUAGGGGGGAGGCGUUGGAGCGGGGCCGGGGAUGUUCCUCCGUUUCCUCGCUUCCCCCUUGGAGAAUCAUUCACCGCUUUCUUCGCGGCGGCCGGCGCUAUUUAUUAACCGCCGUUUGCGUCAGGGGGGAGACGCCGCCGACCUGAGAAGGGGUGUUGAGGCGGAGUCGGAUGCGGCCCCCGGGAGGUUUUUUCGCGUGUGCCGGGAGCCAGGGAAGCUCCAACUGCGUUUUUUGAGGGAUUUCAGGGCAGCCGAGGACAAGCGGUUCCUUGGCAGCUCCCCAAACGCUUGCUCACGGCCGGGGGACACCCAGCUUUCACCACUCCGGAGCGGCCCCCCCCGUCCCCCCGAGGGUCGGGGUCUGGUUUGGGCGCUUAAUUCAAAGGAAUGAUGUUUAAUAAAGCCAUCGCUGCUGCUCCCCCGGCCUCCUGAUCUGGCCCGGCCUGUGGCGUAAA